CGAGAGAAAAGCGGAGACGGGCAGACAUCAUUUCUCUCUCAGCGUCUUUGGACUAUCCACACGGAGGCAAAGAGCUAAGAAUAAAUAAAUAAAAAACCUUUUUUUCUGAACAGGAAUAUAUUAUAAUUCACUAAAUAACCAUGGCCGACACAGCUGUUGACACGACUGCAACUGCAGAGGUUACCGCCAAGGAGCUGAAAGAGAAGAAAGAAGUAGAAGUGGUGGUGGAGGAGGAGAAGAAGAAGACCGACAACGGGGACGCACCUGCCAAUGGCACAAAUGGUGCUGAUCACAGCGACAAAGUGGAAAAACCCACAGAGGAGAAACACGAGAAAAAUGGAGAUGGGAAAGAAGAGGAGGCGCCCCCUGCUGAGGAGACUGAAGCACAGCCUGUGAAGCGUGCAGCUGAAGAGGAAGAGGAGAAAGUGGAGACAAAAAAGCAGAAGACAGAGGAAAAUGGAGAUUCAAAAGAGGCAGAAGUGGAGGCUUAAGUCUCUGCCCUGCUACUUGUUUGCAGCACUGUCUUACCAGCCUGGUCAACAUUGUGUUGUAGAGCUUGUGCUUUCUGUACCUUUUGAGAAAUAUUUCUUUUUGUUUGCUCCCAUGUUAUCACAUUGCACUGGAGUCCUGAAACAUAGUGGCCCUGCAUUCUUUUUUUUAUGAAAUGUUAUUUAUUGGUCUUCAAAAUGAGCUUUUUUUUUUAUUACUUGUACAAAUAGGGCCACACCAUGAGAUCUUUUUUUUUUUUUUUAAAUUUCUUGAGGUUUUAUAUCAGUAUGUUAGAAGCACAAUCUCUGAUGUCAGUGCUGACCAGAUGAUUCAUUCAUAUAGGCAGCUGCUCACCUCCUCCCAGGCUCAUGUUGACCUCUCAGAUUCACUUAAAGGACCAAAGAUAAGUUUUAAGCAGGGGCUAAUGGACAGUUGUUAGCAUUAUUAGUUGAGGCAUGAUUUUUUUUUGUGUUGAGCUGCUAUUUAAUCCUUGGCUUGGCUGCCCUGUUAACAUAACAGAUGGUGCAAAUGAAUAAAGGUGCUCUGUCUUGUGCCUCCAUGAUGAGAUUACUUGAUCUUGUGUUUGGAGGCAGGAUUUUGCGAUGUUAAUUAACCCCUCUUAAAUCUUAAAGCUUUGGUCAUUUGUUCUGUAUGCAUUCCACGCAAGUUUGUACCAUUUAUACUUUGUUUUUCUUACAUUUUCAAUGAGUUUUAUGUUAAUGGCUGGGUGGCCCAGUUUUGUGUCCAAGACUGCCUUUUUCAGAACCAGAAUGACAUUCGGUUACUUCAGCCACUGCUUUGUAUAUUCUGAUUAACAAAUAAAUUGUCUUUUUACUUAA
Messenger RNA from Morone saxatilis (striped sea-bass), 1328 nucleotides. Its product is annotated as prothymosin alpha. Gene Ontology annotation, cellular component: nucleus. The transcript is spliced from 5 exons. Gene Ontology annotation, biological process: positive regulation of transcription by RNA polymerase II; negative regulation of apoptotic process. The record is from RefSeq and is a predicted model, not a curated record. NCBI's taxonomy places the organism in Eukaryota, Metazoa, Chordata, Actinopteri, Moronidae. Bases 141 to 491 code for a protein of 116 amino acids. Gene Ontology annotation, molecular function: histone binding.